Cokeromyces recurvatus is the source of this 1237-nucleotide messenger RNA. RefSeq lists its product as uncharacterized. Bases 40 to 960 code for a protein of 306 amino acids. The transcript has 5 exons. Lineage: Eukaryota; Fungi; Mucoromycota; Mucoromycetes; Mucorales; Mucoraceae. Gene Ontology annotation, biological process: positive regulation of transcription by RNA polymerase II; cell differentiation. The record is from RefSeq and is a predicted model, not a curated record. Gene Ontology annotation, molecular function: protein dimerization activity; DNA-binding transcription factor activity, RNA polymerase II-specific; RNA polymerase II cis-regulatory region sequence-specific DNA binding.
AUUUUCUUUAAUAUAUUUAUUUUAAAAGUAGUACAGACAAUGGGACGUAAGAAGAUUAGAAUUCAGCCUAUUACUGAUGAUCGUAAUAGACAAGUAACAUUUUUAAAGAGAAAACAUGGAUUAAUGAAGAAAGCAUAUGAACUUAGUGUACUCUGUAACUGCGAAAUAGCACUCAUUAUUCUUAACAAUUCAAACAAUAAGCUUGUACAAUAUGCAAGUACUGAUAUUGAUAAAGUACUUAUGAGAUAUACUGAGUAUGAUGAACCUUAUGAAAGUAAGAGUAACGAAGAUUUUUCAAAAGAAGAAGACCUAGUAGUGCUAUCUGAUCAUGAAGAACAAGUCGCUGUUAAAUCUCAACAAACAACAACUUCUUAUCAGCCAAUACUAGACUAUAAUAAUACACAACAACAUGUCAUUCAGCAACGUCCAUCAGUAUCUAUGCCUGUAUAUGAAAUGUAUCCGAUGUAUAUGCCCACCACCACCACUACUACUACUCCUACUAAUACUACUACUACCACUAAUACUAAUAAUAAUACGAAUAAUAACAAUAACAAUAAUAUUGCUGCUACUACUACUACUACUACUACUACUACUACUAAUUAUCCCCCACAACCAAGACCAACUAUGAUGUAUUCUUCUCCAGUUAUGGUUCAAGAUCAAGCAAUGGCCUAUCACAGGAUGCAACAAUCAAAUAAUAAUAAUUCUUCUGAUAACACAACUCCUCCUUCUGAUAGUAUAGAUGACCUUAGGAUUCAAAUACCAAAUAAUGAUAUAAAUAGAUUGCAACAACAAACUACGAAAUCUAAUACACAAUUUGUACAAAACUUACCCUCGCCUUCUACAUUUUAUCCAGAAUUUUAUCAGCAGCAAAGUGAAUUGCCAAGCCCUUUAAAUAAUGCAUUUCAUUGGCCGCCCAGGGAUAAUUACCGACCAUCUCCACUAGGAAUAAAAGAAAGGUAAAUAUUACGUAAUAAUUGAUAUAUUAUAUAAUAACUCCUUUUUUUUUCCCUUAGUCAAUAUAUUGAAAAAAGACACGCAGUUUCAAAUUUGUAUGAUAAUACAAAGAAAGUAAAAUUAGAAACGACUGCUGCAGGCUAAUAUCUAUUUAUAUGUGUAUAUUUAUAUUUAUAUAUAUAGUAUUUAUUUGUUUUACCAUAAAGGUGCCUUCUUUUGCACUAGAAACUAAGUUUUAUUUUGUACAAAAAAAAAAAAAAAGAUAUAUGUAUAUGUAUUUCAU